Callorhinchus milii (elephant shark) is the source of this 2502-nucleotide messenger RNA. It is a transcript of the gene p3h1, whose product is annotated as prolyl 3-hydroxylase 1. Gene Ontology annotation, cellular component: endoplasmic reticulum. The record is from RefSeq and is a predicted model, not a curated record. Gene Ontology annotation, molecular function: L-ascorbic acid binding; procollagen-proline 3-dioxygenase activity; iron ion binding. The transcript is spliced from 15 exons. Gene Ontology annotation, biological process: collagen metabolic process. NCBI's taxonomy places the organism in Eukaryota, Metazoa, Chordata, Chondrichthyes, Chimaeriformes, Callorhinchidae. The coding region runs from base 54 to 2387 and encodes 777 amino acids.
CAUUACCAGCGUGCAGCGAUUGCUUCUCUCUCCCUGUGUCUAGGCCGCCUGCAAUGGCUCAGCCUCUGCUGCUGUUGGCGGCGGCUCUCCUGGCUCUCGCCCUGACCCUGAGUUGGGCGGAGGUGCCGUUGGCAGACGGGGAGCCGCUGGAGCCUUACGACCGGUUGUUUGAUGCGGCGGUGAACUCGUACCAUCGAAACGAUUGGCAAGGGGUGAUCAUCAACAUGGAGCGAGCCCUGAAGAACCAGCAGGUCCUGUAUCAGGUCAAGACCCACUGCCGGCUCCAGUGCAACAACCAGACUGGCUUUGUGUCCUCGGCCAGCAGCAGGGACUUCCUCUUCGACCUGAACUUCUUCAACACGGUGCUGAGGAAGGCCGAGUGCCUGCGAGCCUGCAAGAGCACUAGGCUGGGACCAGACUCACUGCAUCAGGUCACUGAGGAGACCCAGCUGGAGUUCAAGAGGAGGACUCCUUACAACUAUCUGCAAGUCGCUUACUUCAAGAUUAAGAAGCUGGACAAGGCUGUGGCAGCGGCCUACACCUUUUUUGUGGCUAAUCCAGAACAUCUGGAGAUGCAGCAAAAUCUGGAGUAUUACAAGCUGAUGGCUGGUGUGAAGGAAUCGGACUUUACAGAUCUGGAAGCCAGACCCCAUAUGGAAUCGUUCCGGGCGGGAGUCAGACUGUACACAGAUGAGCAGUUUCUAGCCUCGAUCGAGCUCUUUGAGAAAGCUUUGGUGCAGUACCUCCAGGCAGAUAUGGAGUGCCGAGCACUGUGUGAAGGUCCGUAUCUCUUUGAUGGUUACAGUUACAUGGAGUACAAUGCAGACCUCUUCCAAGCCAUAACAGAUCAUUACAUUCAGAUCCUGAGCUGCCGGCAGAACUGUGCUGUGGAGUUGGCUAGCCGGCCUGGGAAAGAGAAGCCCAUCGAUAACUUCCUGCCCGCCCAUUAUGAUCACCUGCAGUUUGCCUACUACAACACGGAGAAUUAUGAAAAGGCCAUUGAGUGCACCAAAACGUACCUUCUUUUCUAUCCCAACGAUGAGGUGAUGAACCAGAACCAGCAGUAUUACGAGGCAGUACUGGGAGACCAACUAGCGAGACACAUUGAUGCCAGAGAGAGAGUCCAGGUGUACAUCAACAGCUCACUGCUGGAGAAGGAACUGCUGUACUUUGCCAACGAAGUGUUUGGGAUCACAUUUAUAGACCCAGACGCUUGGACUCCAGAAAAUGUGAUGCCUGUUAAACUCAGGGAAAAACAAAAGACUGAGCGGGAGACUGCAGCGCGGAUCAGCGAGGAGAUUGGGAACCUGAUGAAGGAAAUCGAGCAUCUUGUGGAUGAGAAGACCAAGGAGUCGGUGGAGAUCGUUAAGAUGGUCCGAGAGGGAGGUCCUGUGCUGUAUGAUGGGGUGCAGGUGGUGAUGAACUCCAAGAUGAUGAACGGCACACAGAGAGGCCUGAUGGACGGAGUUAUCACCCCCAAUCAAUGCCUGGAGCUCCGCAUGCUGUCUAACUUGGCUGCCUCGGCCGGAGAUGGUUACCGUGGAAAACCUUCACCGCACACUCCCAACGAGCGAUUCCAGGGAGUGACCAUGCUCAAGGCUCUCAAGCUGGCACAGGACGGCAAGGUUCCUCUGAGUUCAGCUAAACUCUAUUACGAUGUGAGCGAGAAAGUCCGGAGAAUUCUUGAAUCAUAUUAUCGCCUUGAAAAGCCACUGCACUUCUCCUACACCCACCUGGUUUGCCGUACGGCCGUAGAAGGAAACCAGGUAGAACGAGCGGACCUGAGCCAUUCCAUACACGUGGACAACUGCAUCCUGAACUCCGAGGCUCUGGAAUGUCGUAAGGAAACGCCGGCUUAUACACAGCGGGAUUACAGUGCUAUUCUUUACUUCAAUAACGAUUUUGAAGGCGGAGAAUUUAUCUUCACUGAACUGGAUGCUAAAAGCAUUACUGCGCGAGUGAAGCCCGAUUGUGGCCGACUGGUCAGCUUUUCCUCGGGCAGUGAAAACCCGCAUGGUGUGGAGGCGGUGACUAAAGGUCAGCGGUGUGGCCUGGCCAUCUGGUUCACUUUGGACCCACGGCAGACAGAGAGGGACAGGUUUGAGGCUGAUGAACUUGUAAAGAUGCUCUUUGACCUGGAUGUUGACCAGGUGGCAGCCAAAGCACCGGCUGUGGGUGAGAAGACCCUGGGACCCUCGGAGGGAGGCCCGCAGAGCCAGGGAGGGGCUAACACACAGACACCGGCUGGAGGUCAAGCAACAGAAAUGGCAGGCGAACCUGGGGCAGCCCCCUCCAACAAGACACCGACUCGUGACACAGAGAACCAAGGCCCAAAAGCCCCUGCAGACGUCCCCCUGAACUCAGCUUCAACAAAGCAGGAGUUGUAAUGUAGUUGCUCAUGUCCUUUUUGUCAUUCACUGUUAGUCGGAAGAGGUACUGAUUCUGUCCUAAAAUUCUGGUCCAAUUUCCUCCCCUCCCCCUCCCCAUCAUCCUCUCUCUGCC